AUGCCAACGUGGCCACGGUAUUCAUAUGAUGGCUUGCCUACUGGGCCUGCGGCCGAUCGAAACAACACGGUGGUAGCAGCCGACAGUCAAGCUAACGUCAGAGUACAAUCGGACGCAUGCCACACCUUGGGAGUGGACAAUAUAUCGCCAAACAUUAAUUUGAAUGUCCUGAAGAAUAUUGGGUACCCAGUCAAGGCAUCGGAUGAACCCACUGAGAAGUAUGAAAAGAUUGGUCAAGUAGGAGAAGGAACAUAUGGCAAAGUCUACAAGGCGAGGAGCAAAGUGACAGGCGAGUUAGUGGCCCUCAAGCGGAUACGGAUGGAGUCAGAAAAAGAAGGUUUUCCAAUUACGGCCAUGCGUGAAAUCAAAUUACUGCAGAAGCUUCGGCAUAAGCGAAUUGUACAGCUAUCCGAGAUCAUGGUCUCCAAAGGCUCCGUGUAUAUGGUUUUAGAGUAUAUGGACCAUGAUCUGACAGGGGUUUUAGGACACCCCGAGUUCAGAUUUGAACCUGCUCAGGCAAAGUCUUUAAUCAAGCAAAUGUUGGAAGGCGUAGCGUUCCUGCAUCAUAUGGGUGUCUUGCACCGUGAUAUCAAAGGAUCAAAUCUUUUGUUGAAUAAGAAGGGCGAACUCAAGAUUGCCGACUUUGGUCUAGCACGAAUCUUUCAGAAGCGACGCACACACGACUAUACCAAUCGAGUCAUUACACUAUGGUACCGACCACCGGAACUACUCCUGGGAGCCACAGCUUACGGCCCAGCUGUCGAUAUGUGGAGUGUAGGAUGUAUCAUGCUUGAAUUUUUUACUGGCAAGCCAGUGUUUAACGGCAGUGAUGAGAUAUCACAACUUGAAAUCAUCUACAAAAUUAUGGGCACACCCGAUGAGACGAUUUGGCCAACGGUUGUUGAUCUACCGUGGUGGGAACUGAUGCGUCCGAAGCAGCCUCUGCCAGCCAAGUUUCGUGAACUCUUUGCCAGGUAUGUUGACUAUGAAGUUUUGCAACAAUGCUUUCUCAUGUCAGAUGGAGCGCUUGAGCUUUUAGAAGCGCUGCUUGCUCUUGAUCCAUCGAAACGGCCAUCCGCGUCUGAUGCCCUGAAAUUUCCAUACUUCGUGGCUGAAUCACUCGACACAGGUUCACCGGCAAACUUAUUAGAAAUUACUGGCGAUUGGCAUGAGUAUGAAUCGAAGCGAAAACGCAAGUCUGGCACUUCAUCUGCUUUGAAUGGAAACGGAGAUGUAAAAAAAGCAUCUGUGACCGAUAAAAGAUAA
Messenger RNA from Umbelopsis ramanniana AG, 1266 nucleotides. RefSeq lists its product as uncharacterized. Gene Ontology annotation, cellular component: nucleus; cyclin/CDK positive transcription elongation factor complex. Gene Ontology annotation, biological process: protein phosphorylation; transcription elongation by RNA polymerase II; positive regulation of transcription elongation by RNA polymerase II. The coding region runs from base 1 to 1266 and encodes 421 amino acids. Gene Ontology annotation, molecular function: cyclin-dependent protein serine/threonine kinase activity; cyclin binding; RNA polymerase II CTD heptapeptide repeat kinase activity. The transcript is spliced from 8 exons. NCBI's taxonomy places the organism in Eukaryota, Fungi, Mucoromycota, Umbelopsidomycetes, Umbelopsidales, Umbelopsidaceae. The record is from RefSeq and is a predicted model, not a curated record.